Molecule: messenger RNA, 24615 nt
Organism: Porites lobata
Lineage: Eukaryota; Metazoa; Cnidaria; Anthozoa; Scleractinia; Poritidae
Source: the annotation of a GenBank genome assembly
AUGUUUGGAAGAAAAAAGAAACCCUCUCAGGAAAAAGAAGGACGAAAGAAAAACGAUCUUUCCAAUUUGGUAAUAUACCUUUCUCUUAUUGAGUGACAAAAUAAUGCGAUCAAUUUAUGUAAAUGUCGCACUGAAUUUUGAACAUAUAAUUUUAACCUUGACAUAAGCUUAAAUUUGUUCCUUGUUUAACUUGUAAAUGAAAAUUAGACGAAGCUCAUGAAACAAAUUUUGAAAAAUUUAUCCUUGUUUGAUCUUGUACAACUGCAUUCGAAGAUGUGGUUUUAAAUUCAUGUCAUUUGUUUGUUUGGUAUAGGAAUGUUUUAAUAUUAUUAUCUGACAUUUGUUGUAACUUCAGCUUGGGCUUGAUAUCAGCCCAGAAGACAUGGCUGAUUUCGGUAUUGGUGGUAUAGGAAUUGAUGGUGAUGAUGACGAUGAUGAGGAUGAUGAAAGCCUGGAAGCUGAGCUGGCAGCCCUGCAAGGAGAAUCACAACCAAGAGCAAAAAAGAAACGUAUGUUUGGGCCCAGGAAUUGUAAAAAAUUGACUGCGACAUAUAUAUACCAGUUUAUAAAUGACAGUGUUUAAAGCUAAAAAGCUUAUGGGGUUGUUUCCUUUUCAGGGCAUUACCAAGUCUCUAGCCUGGGACUAGGCUCCAUAGUCGGGGAAAAGGCCAAAAACAGGGUGAAAACAAAAAACAAAAAAAUGGGCGAGCAAAGCAAGCCGAGGAGUGGACUGGAGAGGGGGGAAGGGCGACAGAGCCUGGAAACAUGCCUCUGGUGCUGCCAUUCCAUGAAAGCAGCUCGAUCUGAUUGGUCAAAUGUCUAAUGUUGACAGAUUUGCGAUACUGUCAACAGUAUUCGGGAAAGCUUGUUUUCAAACAGUAAACACGAAUUUUGAGCAACCAAUACUAAUUUCUUUGUGAGACUUCUUGCAUAUCCCUUGGCUCCAAGAAGAGCAAAAAAUAUGUGGUCUGUUGCAAAAAGAAAAAGAAGCUUAUGAUAUAUUGAGGUUGUUUUAUACUCUCCUGUGAUAAACUACAGUCACAUUUACAAGGUGAUUGAGUUAUAAACCAACAUUCAAAAGGCACAACAUUAUAAUCAUGUUCCCACCAAAGGCAUGCUAAACACCAAAAAGUAGUGGAUACAUGUAAAGAAUGCAUGUUACGUACAGCCAAACCUUGUGCUCUGAGAUUGCAUAAACUACAACUGUGCAAAGAUAACAGCGGUUAUGGAAAAUGAUUACUUUUACACAAUUCUGAGCAGACAUAUCUUAUAAAACGGACAGCAAAUUCAACAGAAAUGUGAGUAGUCUGUCGUAUAAGAUGCUUAACUUACACAUUUUUCCUCCGCUAAGAUAAACUGUACUGAUCCAUAUUGUCUGGUACAUAAUAACUUGCAAUCAGGUUGUCCUUCUUCCCUUUUGUUUGGAAGACGAAAGGAAAAGCACGCCCGAUACAUUUACUCUACGAGUCAUCUGGCGGUAGUCCAGAGUCUGGACUUUUGUCUGAUUGGUCGAAAAAUAAAAGAACCUUUGGAGCCCCACACUGAUUUUUUGCAAGCAGCAUAUCUGAUUUCCAGUGCAAUUAGUCUAUCUCUUCAUGACAGAAAUCAUGAGAUGAUCAAAGAAUUCAUUUAGCAGCAAGCUUUAGGGAUAUCUUUGGGGAUCUAUUUGGCUUUUCAUCACCAGUCAAACACGGCGCAUUUUCCUCUGAAAUGUCUUUACUACAAUCUAUUUUAUGUGGGCACAUUAAAAUAUGUUUUUACAAAAGUGACAUAUACACUCAUGCUGCAUUUCGCAGCAAUAAAAGUAAAGAAACAUCUGUGAUGAGAACUUGAUGUGUUGACGUUUCAAUGUCAGGUUAAUUGCUGGAGGGUGGAUCUGUGGACCAUCAAAGGCAUGUCUCCAGGCUCCUCCACCAUUACUCUUUUCCAGAUUCCUGCUCACCAUCUGAUUUUUCUUUUUGGUCUUUUUAGCCUACUGCAGAACUUGGUCCCAGGCUACAAACUGACCAAAAGUGAUCAUAAAAGAACUUUAAAUUACUCAAUAAUAUCUUAUAAUAAUAUUAUUACCAAUGAAACUGAAAAAGAUAUUAAAAUAAAUGGAGAAUGGAAUCAAUCAGUUAUCGGGUGGACACUCUACCCACUGAGCUAUAGGUACCACAUAUGGUGAACAGGUCACUUGGACACUUGACUUUGCAUUUUGCAAGUACAGUGGAGACUUACCAAAGCCAAGCACUAUAUCACGCACAUCAUGCAAGCACAUUGGUAGGUAGUUUGCAUGCUAUAAUAAUUUAUUGAUAAUAAUUAAAAUUUAUGACAUGCCUUUUCCUUGCAAAUUUGAUCAAAAGUGUGUUACAAUGCUUUAAAUGUUAAAAGCAAAAUAAAAGCUCAAAUGUAUUGAAUAAUUAAAACUAAAAGAAAGUAAAUAACGCUUAAAAUACAGUACAUAUCAAAAGCAAGUCUAAAAAGACGCAUUUUAAGUAAGGAUUUUUUUAAAAAACAUUCAAAAGUUUGAAAGAGUAGAUGGUAAACACCAGUGGCCUCGAGUACGAACCAUGUGGAAUAUCAUUAUAAGGAAGCCUAAGACUAUCAGAUAUGCAGCCAUUUAGAGGGAGUUGUUGCGACCUGUUUUUAAGAUAAGACGUAAACCAGUUCAGGGCAGUUGCAUUUAUAAUAAUACAACUUGUACCGAUACUUGACAUAAGUCGAGCAAGCAGGAUAUUUUGGUCAACAGAGCCGUAUACUACAUCUAAGUGCUUGCAUGUGAUAUUAAUAGUCAUUCUGGACCUUCAGUAGCGCUGUUUCUGUACUAUGAACCUUUUCAUAAGCAGAUUGUAAUAAUAAUACUAAUAAUAAUGGGUCUUUAUUUCACACAAAAUAAAGAUACAUAUAUACUAUGUUACAACUGUUUAUGAAUACCAUAAAACAUAACAAAAUAAAUAAACUAAUCAUAGAAUCCUAACUAUCCUUUACUAAGGUUGUGUUUAAAUAUUAGUCUACUUACAAAAGCAGACAUGAAAUGCUCAGUAUUAAUUUUAGGAUGGGAACAUUGUUUUUUUAUGGAGAUUAUAAGUCAGAACAAACUUUCUUUGAAGGAAUAUAUAGAGCUAGCGGGUGAUUAUUUAUAGACUGAAGUUACUUUCUCAAAAAUUUUACAGUCUUGCUUCUUUAAUAGAUCCUUAGUUGAAACAGGGUGAGAAAUAAAACAGUGUUUAUGAUAUCUAUCUAAAAGUAGUAAUACGAGACUUUCCCGAAGACGGAGUAAUCUUCAGAGUGUUUUAUAGAGACCUUGCUUUGUUACAUCUUUGUAUUUUGUUAUUACCAUUUAUUGUUUUGUUGCAAAAUAAACAUACUACUCUUGCUGAAGAUGGUGAAAAUUUAAUAAGUGCCCAGCCUCGAAUAAACGCCCACUCUCAAGGUCCAAAAUUUUAAUAAGCACCCAAGGUGGUUAAUUGAAUGAAUACGGCAAUAGAUAAAUAUUAGUAGACACACGAUUUAGGCUUGAAGCAGCAUAAAAGUAACCUGUAUAAAGUCACCAUAAUAUUGAUAUUAAGUUACAAGUUAAGAUCUUAUAUCAAACCUCAUGGUUUAGAACUUAUUAAAAAUUGUCUAGACGAGAUUGUUGACAGUGAAAUAUGAUAAUGAUAGUGCAAAUUGCCUUUUCUGUUUCUUCAUGCCUGCAGUUUCUAAGAAAUUCUGCAGAAAAAGAUGUUUAUUAUGAUGUUAUUGUAAAAAACGGUUGACAACAUAACUCGCCUGCGGCUUGUGAUUCCAUUCGAGUUUGAACAAUGUUUCAAAGUAAUUUCUGUGAUACAAAAUAAUCAGAGUGUACAGUCAAUGGAAAAUUGAUGCCAGGCUAGAGUAAUGCACUGGUGACCUGUCAAUAAAUAGAUAGCACCAACUUGAGAAUUGUAGACCCCUUGGCCUUUAAGCAACUAUUAAACAUAAUGGAAACAUAGCCACAUUUGUUGUAAUAGGAUCAGGAGGGAGACAUGCAGCUGAUCUUGAUGAUGAUGAUGAUGAUGAUGAUGAUGAUGAAGACCUUGAAAACAACACUGAACUUUUGGUAAGGUUCUUACAAAAUGUUAUUAGUGCUGGAUGGCCUUGGAUGGUAUUUAACUUUUUGAUUUGUGUCUUGUUAAGAGUUUUAUAUUACAUGUUUUGUUCCAUUUCAGUAAAUUGUUAAACCGUAAACACUAAAAGAAAGCACACCUAGUUGUAAAGAAUGUAAAGAAAUAGUUGAGUACUGUUAUCUCAUACAUGUUCAUGGACAAAAGAACUCUCCGAGUGUGCUUGUAAUACAAGUAACUUGAAUGUUGCCUUUAGGUUACAGUUUUAAGCAAAAAGACAACAACUAUGUAACCCCAGAAAAGGGGGGCUGACAGGGGCUAUGCCUUGCCCAAUUUUUGAUUAACAUUAUUGACAUCGCUGUAUCUUUACAGGCUGAGCUGCAGUGCAUUGCGCCUGGGGAAGAUGGCUCUGAACGGCAGGAUCCAACACCAGUCUUAUUGCCAACUCCUAGCAGCAACACUCAACAGGUUUUUUAAUACAAAAAAUACAAAAACAUAUUUUUUUAACUGUUUUUUUGUAUUUUGUUUCACUAAAAACAUCAGUGUCAUGGUAAUAAAGGAAGGGGAAGUACUAAGCACUGUGGGAUACAAUGUCCUUUUAUUUUUUUUCUUUCAUUUUUCUUUACAUUUUUUUUUUGUUCAGGAGACCAAAGAGAGUUCAUCUGACUUAAACAUAUUACUAGAAAGGGAGAAAAUGUAUAAGCAGGCUAUUGAAAAUGCAAACAAGGCUGGUGAGGGAAGUAAGGCGAGAAGAUAUGGCCGAGGACUCAAGGUGCAGUACGCAAGAAUUCCUUACAUUAUUUAAACCCCAAACCUGGGUUAAUGAAUUUUUACAAGAGAAGAAUUAACUUUUAUCUUCUUCUUACCUUCACCGUCACCUAUCCUCUUCAUGCCACUUGGAACAUAAGGCAUCCAUGCCCAGAGUGUUUCUACAUUUCUCGGAUACAGUGUAUAGCUGCUAUGGUUGUCACUUAAUCCAAUGAUUGCCACCUUACUUCCUUUCUUCCUUUUUCAACUGUGUGCCUCCGGGUGGUCUUUGGUCUUCCUCUUCCUCUUUUUCCUUCUGGUGCCUAUGUCACUGCAAAUUUGUGGGCCCUGUUUUGGUUCAUAGUACAAUCAUGUAUAUGUCUGAUCAUCUUUCAUCUUCGCUUCUUCCCCUAUCUGCUCUUUUUGGUAGCUCUUCAGUGCUGACACGGUCCUGUCACUGGACCAUGCAGGUAUUCUUUCAUCUUCUGCCCUGCCAUCAUCACCUUUUAUUUGUUUUCCAUGUUUCACACCCAUACAGCAAGACUGGGGCUACCAGUGUUUUGUACAGCUUCAGGUUCGUUCUUCUUGAGGUGUUUUUGGAGCACCAGAUCCUCUUUAAUGUAGAAAAUGCACCCCUAGUUGUAAGAGUCUGUUUUUCAGGUCUUUUAUACCACCUCUCUCCUAUCUCCCAAAUCAGUGAACUCACUUACUUCUUCUAUUCCUUGUCCAGCUACAAAAAUCAUUUCCUGGUUCUUUGCAUUAAUUGUCAUUAACUUUUGUCUUUGCCAUGUUGAUUGUGAAUCCCACUUGUCUGGCUUUUAUCUUUAUCCACUCUUGCUGUUUCAUUUACAUCUUGAAUCUGCUGUUUGGUACUACAUCAUGUGCAAAGUCUAGGUUGUCUAGUUUAGAUGUGAAUUUCAGUUUUCCACCUGCUACCAUUCUCGCCAUGACAAAGUCCUCUUCAGCUUAGCUGAUUAAAAAAGAAAUUCAAUUGAACUAGAGGUUAAAAAAUUGUAAGUAUAAUGCUGUGAGCAGAUGCUGACAAAGUAAAACAUCAUUAAGCAUAGCAACAAUAAACUGACAUACAUCUAAACAUUUUGAUAAAUGUUACAGACCUUGUUAUUUGGUCAAUUAGUAAUUUAAUAUUAUCCUACUUUUUGAUUGGCUAUCCAAGCAGAAGAGAUUGGUCUGUCCUGCCUGCUCUGAAUCUCCUGCUUUGUCCAGCAAGAAAAGAUUUUGUUUUGGCUACAAUGUAAAUCCUUUAUCUAGCAAGCUUGUUUGGUCGAGAUCUCUGGAUAUUGGCAAGUGCUUUUUGCAUUAUUUUUCAUUGACCUUAACUUUGUCUCGGUCUGUAAAGGGCAAAAAAGAAAUUGACCAAUACAGACAAUACACAGACCAACAACCUUGACGUGAAUCUUGGUCAGUAAUAACACAGCGUUUAUAAGUAGUUAUUAGUGUUUUUGUUUCCUGUUUUAUUUUGUUUGAUUAGUUUCUCUGCCCUGAUUACAAAAUAAUUUAAAAGCCCACAUUGAUAUUUUGUCAACGCACCUCUCUGCAGCUGUAGAUUUUCAUUUAUACCUUGUUCUGUAGGAAAUAGAACAGAUGAUAAAACAGGCCAGAGCUGGAAAAGCUGUUGACAUAGAUGCUCUUCCUCCACCAGUCCUCACUGCAACUGCAGUAAAGCCAUCAGUUUCUGACUCCUCUCAACAAGCUCAGACUGUACCGGUAAAGGAGGAAUUGGGUUCAACCAACAAGCCUGCUAAACCCCCGGGGGAGAGGGUAAUAUACUUGGUAAUGUACAAACAAAUCCUAAGGAAAGUUUUUUUGUUUGGUUGAUAGUUGGCAGAUUUAAGAGAUGUUACAUUGAGCCUACAUUACUGUUUUACAUGCAUUGUUUUGAUGUCCUGUGAAUUUGGUUCUAUGCUGGUAGUCUGAAAACAGUUCACAGUACUUAGAUUUUUUAAAUAGACAAGGUUUGGGAGUUUAUAUACCAUUGGUUAAGUAAGCAUAAAUUAAAGGUCCUUUUGUUAUAAAUGUUGCCAUGUUCCCACCAGUUGCACAGCUCCACCAUUCAACUUAUAAGACUCACACAGCUCACUCCCUGGAUUUGCUCAGACAAGGGCUGGCUAUAAGAUCAGAUUAUUUUGAAUUGAUUAUUUAUACAUUUCACUCACCCACCUAUAUGGCAACACAGUUUCUUUUGAAUGUAAACCAUUUAUUUAUUUAUUUAUAAGAACUUUUUUUGCCUCUUAGGAACUAGUGAUCAGCAAUCUCAGGAAGCCAAGGUAUUUAAAAUGUUGCACCCUUCCUUCAGUCCUUCUCAUGAACAUGACAUUCUUAAACAUAUGAUUCUCAGUAUUAAGACAACAUUUUUGUGUAUAUUGGAGGGUGCUGCUGUUGUUCUGUUCAGCUCUGCUUUAACUUAUAUUUUAAAUUCUUGGGGUAAAAGUCCUUUUUUCUUGAUGUCCUUUCACUGUCAGCUUUCUGCAGCUGAGAAGAGUAAAACCUUGGAGCUUUUUACAACGAGACGAAAUGAAUACAGAAUAGCCGCAUUGACUUGCAAGAAACAUGGAGACAUCCAGCAGGCAAAACAGUUUUUGGCAGUUUCAAAGGUGAAAGAGUGAACAAUUACCCUUUUCUUGAAUAGUUAUUGUGAGUUUUUCUUGCAUUCCUUGUAGUCCUUAUUACACAUUUGUGUGAUUAAAAAUGUGUAAAACUGAAUUAAAAAGGGCAUUUUUUUUACAUUUAAUCGUUUUUUGUGUUACAUUUAUUUGUAGAAAAUAGAUUCAGCCAUUGAAAUGCUAGGAAGAGAUGAGGCAGUGGACAGUUCACAGCUUCCACCAGUGCCAUCUGUUCCCAGGACAAGUGAAAUCUCAGGUAUCUUGAAAGUUAUAAAUCUAGCAUAGUUUAGAAGAAAAAAGCCUUAAAUUUAGCCAGACAGGGUUCUUUUUUGUGUUACCUGCUGUAAUUCUUCCUCUCAAGUAAGCACACAUCUUUUUGCAUAAGUAUUCAGGACAUGAAGCAUCAUAAUUUCUGUUUACUUUUAAAGGUGAGACUUCAAUUCCCACAAAACAGGCCAUCCCCCACCAGCUGAUGGACAGUCAUCUACAGCAAGCAAAGCUCAGUCUGCAGGAGGGCCUCCACCUCCUCCAAAGGAUGUCAUGGAAGCUCUGCAGCAGAGGUUGGACAAAUAUCAGAGUGCAACUGACCAGGCAAAGAAAGAAGGAAAUUCCAGCAAGGCUCGCAGGAUGGCACGCAUUGUUAAGGUCAGAAGAAUAAUCGGAAUUGCAAAAUUUUACAAAAAAACAACCUUUAUUACAAACAAAAUAGGAAAUUAAAUGCAUGGGGUUUUCUGUACAUUGAGUUGUCUCUCUAAAAUAAUUAGUUGUUUCCAUUUUGCAGUUUUUUCUAUAUCUUCAUUUCUGUUAUCAUGAGAAACUGUAUAAUUUGUAUGAAUUUUACAUGUAUGUUUUUUGCUCAAUUUUCCUUAUCACACAACAAUCAUUGCUUAAUUCUGUUCUAGAACAUCAAAGUUUUAACACUGAAUGUUCACUUUUUCUAGCUUUUUUUCUAUUUCGUUGUUAUUUGAUAUUCUCUCCUUUUAUAAAAAAUUAUAGCAAUAUCAAGAUGCCAUUAAAAACCAUAAAGCAGGAAAACCAGUGGCAUUUGAAGAACUACCAACACCUCCAGGAUACGCACCAAUCCCGGGCGUUGCUGCUUCUGAUGAUACAUCUGAGGACACCCCUCCUGCUUCUCAGGCAAGAUAUAAUGCCCAUACUAUUGAGUUUAUUACCUUGUGUUUUGCAACGAACGUUGUCCAGAAUUCUUCUCUAAUACUGAUUUGUUUAGCGGAAGUACAAAGCUUAAGUUCAAGUUUGCAUUAUUGGCAUUUUUUCAGUAAAACAAAGGAGAUUAUAGCGUGGUUGUGGCAUUCUUUUUUUGUUACUUACAGAAACAAAUCCUAAGUUAUUGAACUUCUGUGACUUCUGUUGUACAAGAGGCUCAAGGGGGACGUGACUAACUUUUGUAAAGAAGGCUCUGAAUAAUCUUAUUUCAGUAAACUUUACUCUUUAUUGAAUUCGCCAAGGUGACUCAACACGGUAACAGCGGAUGAAACAGGACUUACGUGCCAAUUGUUAUCAAGCCCUUCAUUACCCAACCAGCCCAUGAAAGGCUGUACCACACCGCGGGGGUCUACGCCCCCUACUCUUUACGAACAGCAGUCUGGGUUCUUUUAUGCCCCACAAGAAUCAGAACAGUGAAAGAGCUGUGAGACGGAGCCUACGGUUUCUCGUCCUUAUCCAAGAAGACUGGAAUGUCUAACCGUUUGUAGUUGUCACAACAAAGACAGCACAUUCUCCUCAGUUAUUUUAAGACCCUGAAUGUUGGUCUUGUUGGGAUUUGAUCCACCGACUCGGUCGCAGGCGCACGGCCACUCCCUUCGCAACAAAGACAGACCAUCCCUUAUAAGUUACAAAACUGAACGCUUUAAACGAAGCUUUUUUCCGGCGAUGUGUCUUUAUGCUCAUGGCAUGUAAUUUAGCUACUUAUGGGAAUUUAAUGUAUAACUUGAUAUAUAUUUCUAGAUUCUAGUUUUUUUAUCUAAUUUAUUGUAUUAUAUCUUCUUAUAAUUGUAAGGCCCAAUCCAUUUUGAACACGAUGUAAUUAGUUUAAAUAAUUUUUUUUAUUAUUAAUAUCUAUAUCUUUGUAAAAUAAUUUCGUAAUUCGCUUAUUUCUAAGCGCGACGAUUUUAUUAAUAAACCAGACUUAGAUUUAGAACAGCUGUUUAAAAUGAAAAAUGCAUGAAGGAUGCAUUGCAGGGAGAUGCGAGAAUACUGUGUGUCGGUUCCUGAACUUAUGUCACAUGAUGUCAUGAUUAGCAGAAUGCUCUGAGCAGAAUAGGUGUACCAGUAAACAAAAUGACGCCUUGACUGUGCUCUGAUCUGUUGUAAAGCACGCACCAAGCAGCUAGUGCGCGAAAGACGUGUAGAGAGAAGUAUGAUCGAGACGUAGUCGAGUGUCCCCCCUACGUGCAAGGCUUCUAUUUUUAUUUUAUGAUAAAGAAUCAGUUUCCUUCUAAUUUUCAAAACAGUGUUUACCUCCCUGUUUUAUACUCUCAUAAAGCUCGCUUUUUCAGCCAAUCAGAGUGCACGUUAUAUCUGAACUUACAGCGACGCUAUGAUAUGGAAUAACUUGCCCAAAAGCUCAAAAAAUGCUGCAUCCGUUGAGCAUUUUAAGCGAAAUAUCAAGAAGGUAGCUGAUAUAUCGGAUUCCCAGGCGGCAAUCAUGUAAAUCAGUUGUAAUUAGUUUUAGUUUUUAAGUUAAGCUUAACUGAUGAUUUCCCGUGUUUAAAUAAAGAUUUACAUACAUACAUACAACUAAACAAAAAAAUCCAAAACCAAUCGUAUUGUGGGCUUGGCUUCCUGCAUCAUAUCAAUAACAAUGAUUAAAUAAAAGAAGUUAACUCUGGUCAGGUUUUUUUUUGGGGGGGGGGGGGGGGGGUCCAGUUCGAUAUAACGUGGUCAGUGAUUGGUUGAAAAAGCGAGCUUUAUAAGAGUAUAAAACAGGGAGGUUUUAGAAAUUAGAAAGCAACGGAUUCUUUAUCGUCUCGUAUUUCCCCCUAUACUUCUUUCGCGCUCUAACUACUUCGUGAGGCAUAGGUAAACACACUAAGUGUUACUUACUCUAGAUUAAAUUAACCUUAAUACAGUAACCCUUUUACUCAACUGCUUGGACAGUCAGGUCUACCAUGCUGAAAAACAUUGGAUCCAACAUUUGUUAUGCAAUGUGUGAAUUCAAACAGAUCCCGAAUAUGAAUGUUGGUAUUUGAACUUUCAAGUACGUGUAUGUACAAUGAAAUAAUUUCUACCAAGUCUUACAUCCAACUGUUUUGUGUUUGGACAGUUUUCUGAACCACCUCAAGCACCUGUUAGUCCUCCUACUGGUGUUGUGGCAGCCGCUGCUCCUGCUGCUGCUGCUGCUGCUUCUGUGAGUACUGCACGUCAACCCGCCUUUCAAGCUGUAUCAUCCAUGAGGAAAUCUCCUGGCCGUAAUGAACAGCAGCUCAAUUAUCUGCUGGAGAGACAAAAGGAAUUCAAGCAGGCAGCUUUGAAGUCAAAACAGCAAGGGGAUCUGGAAGGUGCUAAGAACUAUCUACGGAUGAGCAAGGUCAGUUAGUUUACGCUUGUAUUGCAAGCACUUUCUCAAACAUGUGAAGAAAGUUUUUCAAUAGUUACAAGGCCUGAAUAAGUUUAAAAGAAAACUUUCCUUGGUACAAUGUUAGCUGAAUCAGUUUGAUUAUAUGUCAGGGAAUAAAGCUUUCAUAUACGUCAUUCUAGACACAUGCAGUAGUCGUUCGUAUCAAUUUCAGACACCUAACUAGAAAUUUUCAUGUAACAUACAUGUAGUCUUUGUUUUUCAGGGUCUUGAUCGGAUGAUCUUGAAUGCACAGAAUGGACUAAGAGUCGACUUAGGAUCGGUAAUGAAUCAAAUGUUCGUUUUUGAAUUUUUAUGAUAUUCUGCAUCACGGCCUUGCCUGUUGUUUUUAUCGUCAGGCAUUCAUGCGGUACUAUUUCGUUUCAUGUUUUCUUAUUUUGUUUUUCCUUCAUAAGGUGCCUCCAUCACCUUUUGUAGCUGCUAGACCUGCACCAAAAAGUGAGCUCAGUUUUGAGAUGGUGGAAGCACAAGACUGUGAUCCAACCCCACAGACCCCUGAAGAAAUCUCAGAACUUUUUUCUCGUCUAGAGGAUGCCCUUAUUAAACAAAUCGAGGUGAAUUCUGGAGCAUUGACUGUAGAGUAAAUUUUAUCGGCGGUUCAUCAUAAGAAAUAGAAAAAAAGAUGUUCUUCAACACCAACAAUUUGUUGAAAGUUUAGUAGAGUUUCGGAACCCAUCCGGAUGCCUUGCUUUAUCUGUUAUUUGCUGGUUUUAGUAAACAACGUGUGAAAAUGAACUCACUCAUUUAGUACGUCAUACUGUUGAGAAUUGAUGUCCAUGCCUAACAAAGGCUUGUAAAUUAUACCAUUGGUCCUCAUUUUGAAGCAAAGGUAAAUUUUUAAUGUAUUACGUAUGGAUUUGAUUUAUGUCAGAAGUCUUUGAAUUCACAGAUGUGUGCAAGAAAUGCUGAACACUACCGAAAACUAGGAGAUAUAACCAACACUAAAAAGUAAGUCAAGAUUUUUCAGGUUGUUUCCUCUAGAUCCACUGUUUAGUUAAACGCAGAGUGUCUUAGUGACUUAAGAUUGGUUCGAUGGCAAUUAAGAUCCAAGUCAGGGCUUCUUGUUUUUUUGUUAAAUGUUUUUGUUUGUUUGUUUUUCUGUUUCCAUCCACUUUGUCCCUCUCUCUACUGUGCACCCUAGUGCACUGUAAUUUUCAGGGAGUUAUAAUAACUCCUCUAGUGGGGCUAAUUUAACUCCUUACAGUGGAGUUAUUUUUCGUGGAGUUAUUUUAACUCCAAAAAGGAGUUUUAAGAACUCUUUUUCAGGAGUAAAAGUGACCCCAGAUAUUGAGGAGUUAAAAUAACCCCAAAAAAGGAGUUAUCCUGUACCUAAAAUUUUAACUCCACUUUCAGAGUUAAAUUAACUCCAAAAAGAGUAAAAACAACCCCUGUAAGGAGUACAAGUAACCCCAUUUCGGAGUAAUUUUAACUCCAAGACUGGGAGUAAAAAGAACUCUUUUUCAGGAGUAAAAAUGACCCCAAAUUCGGAGUUAAAUUAGGAGUUAAAAUAACCCCAAAAAAGGGGUUAUCCUGUACCUAAAAUUUUUACUCCAUUUUUGGAGUUAUAAUAACUCCCUAAAAAUUACGGUGUGUUAAUUAUUUGCUAUAUAAACCACAAGGGAAACUUGGCAGACUGCGGUAGGUGAUUCACGGUGGUGAAUACUGCUGUUGAGGUUGAGUGUGGGACUGAUGGUGGUCAUGAUGAUGAUGGUGAUUAUAGUAGUUACAGUGUAUAACAGAAUACUAAUUUAUUGCCUGAGGCUCGGUAAAUAUUCGCAAUUGGUUGAAUGACUGUUACUUAAAAGCAAGUAUAUUAAUUCUGAGUUGAACAACAGAGAUAAAGUAUAAACUCAAGCUUCUAAGUUUAAUCCAAAGACCUCCCUGUGCGACUUUUUUCAAUUAUUUUUCGAAGCUUUGAAACCAUGUCAAAGAAUUUACGUCUGGACCAUGAUGCUGUUCAGAGUGCAAGGAAACACAAGGAUCCUCCACCAAGAUUUCAUUAUGAAGAUCGGUCAUUCACCAUUGUUGAGUGAGUAAUAGAUAUACUUGUUUCCCAUAACGGGGCGAAAGUUCAUGUAAUACUUUCUGCACAAAAUAACAAUGUGAACAUUGGUUUCUUUAUUUUAUAGUUCCUUUCCGGAUCUAAGUGACUCGGAGGUGGAAAUUAACAUUGUGAGAGGGCUCAAUAUCCCCCUGCCUUCUGGUAGGCCAUGAUAUUUGUCAUUCUGUGUGAUAAUAUGUGUAUUUCUUUGAGUUUUUUGCCUUGUGUCUUGUAUAAGUUGAGUAUCCUUGCAUCGUUUUUCUUCUUUUUCAAACAGGUUAUCAACCAAAAGACAUGUACACUUAUGUAUCUUACGAAUUUCCAUAUCCGAGUGUAAGUAUUUAAAACACCAACCGCUAUCCGGCAUAAAGAAGUAACGAGCUAUUUUCUUUCUAGUUCCCCGUAAGUUAUGAGAUGAAACGACAUCCAGAAGUAAUCAUAACGUGUGAUGGUUAUUCAGACAACUUUGUUAGCGGUACAUGCGCAUGCGCGGCAAAUUAGUUUUAGUGGGACCUUUUUCUUUCCUUAUAAGGUGUCAGCAAAAUCAUUCAGCUUUUAGAAAUCUUACUGCAAUGCAAUCAGCUCGGCUGGCCGUCCCUGCCGGGCUGUGUUAACGGCUAAUUGAUAUGUUGUGUUACCAGGCGGAUGAACCACAGACAGGCAGAACACAAACUGUUAAGCACUCGAUAAAUCCAGGUAAGCUAUGAAAAUUGAUUAUUCACCUCGUCAGCUGGAAUCAAGAUAUUUUACAUAAGAACUAAAGAGUUUGCUCGAGAAAUUUUGUCCUCUUCGUUUAUUUCUUUGUAGAAUACAAUGAAGUUUUUAAAGUUAACAUAGAUAGGAAAAAUCGAUCGUUAGGACGCAUAUUCAAGAGGCAGCCAGUCAAAUUUGAGGUGAAAUAUGAAAGGUAAGUAUUUGUAGUGUUGUACUGUAUAUGCUACAGGUCAAAUUUGAUUUCAGGUUAAAUUCUUCUCGUUCCCUUUGUCUCUUAGGGCUAGGAGACAAAGGAAUUGAGAAUCAACCUAAGUUAAAUCAAAUUUAACCUGAAAUCAAAUUUGACCUGUAACACAUACAAUAAAUCUCGUAAGUUAACUUGUCAAAACUCCAUGCCACCUGUAAGAACGUCAUGGGAAACAUUUUUUGCUUUUACACUUUAAAUAUUAUAUAUUCAGUUGAGAGAAGCAACGAACUGUUCUUUGAAAAAAAACUGAAAGAAAACGAACAAAACAUUGUUUUGAAAGCUGUUUAGUAAGUUCACACUGACUCCAAAGCUCUCGAUAACGACCGCAAGAAUGUGCUGCUCGAUAUUCUGAAGGAUGUUCAUGAUACCGACACAGAAUUAAUAGAAACCGCUCUACACAGCAUGAUAAACAGUACCAGCGAACUUUUUCUUUUUUCUAUACUUAUUUAAGUAUUGUUAGGACAGUCUCAGAUACAGCUAUUUCGAGAAAGGUUGUCGGAAAAAUGUGCACGCGACAAUCCCGAAAUGUAAUAUGGGAUAUGAUCAAUACACUGUUCCUGACACUUUAGCUGUCGAACCCACAUUUGUUGCUUUCCUUUAGCACUCACAAACAUACGUCCACGGCCUCUUGAGCCACUUUUUCAAAUUUCUUUGAAGAACAGUGAACUUCAAAACCACCCACAAUACCUUUCGGGAUUGUCGCGUGCACUUUUUCCGACAACCUUUUUCAAAAUAUCUGUAUACAAAACCUCUCUCAUCUAUCUUGUCAUAUUGAACGUCACAGCAGGUAUUCACUGCUCAAUAGCUGGUAUUUAAAUGUUCAUAGCUAAGGAUGUCUACAAACAAAGGUUAUAGCGACAUUACACCACACAGUAGUAGUACUUAGAAGGCUUUCCAUUAGUUCAAUCAAGAACUCCAGUCAAUAGAGGGUGUACCCUGAGCCAGAUCAUUGGCUGACAAAGCAAUAGAGUUAGAGUUGUUGUUGAUGGUAAAGGAAGACGGAGAUGCUGUUGUUGUUAUUUUUCCAGGGGAUUCCUAAAAGGUGACAAGGCCUUAGGACAAGUACAGGUCAAGCUGAGCUCUUUCGAGAACAAGUGUGAAAUCCAUGACUGCCUAGAUGUAAGGAGCGUUCUCUAAUUUUUAAAAGCAAACCUUUAACUUUUUCUGGUGUUGACUACUUUUGAGCACAUAGUAUUUCAGCUUAAAGUCUGCUCACAAAAAAACUUAUCACCUACUUAACGUCGCUACUGCGGUUUUGUGAUAAUUCACAAAGGAAAUUGGUAAACUGGUAUGUUAAAAGAAUGAAAAUGGCUUGCUCUCAAAGGUUUCACGUUCACCUUAGUCAUUUCUCACAUGUUGCCCUGCUGUCUCCCCAGUUAACUACCCAACUUCCUGUUUCUUGCCCUGAAAGCCCCUCUCAAAAUUAUCUUUCGUAAAACCAUAAGCGGUGUAUCGCACAGCAAACCUUUUUGGUCAAUGGUUUAACUUUGUAAAUCGGGCAUAAUUAUUGUAAAAUCAUCAUAUGUGUAAGUGGGAUAUGUUUGAACAGGGAACGAAAGUGUAAUUCUCAUUGGUAUAAGGGCAGGACAGUUGUAUAAGUGUUCUAACUCCGGUGGAACUUAAAUGAAGUUGGGUUGCUUUGCAUUUAGCUUAUGGACACUGAUCGCGGACGCAAAGCAGUUGGAGGAAAAGAACCACUUGAAAAGACGUGAAAGUUCAUAUUUAUUUAUUUUUAUUUAUUUUAUUUGAAUCAAAAAAAUAUAGAGAACCACUUGUGGAAAAAGACGAGGUUAAAACUAUGAGCUUGAAAAAAGAGGAAAUGGCUAAGUGAUUGAUGUUUUCAUCUUACUUUCAGUUUUUCUUAAAAGAGGAGAGGGAUUGAGAGUUGAUGAUCUUGUUGUCAAGUGAAUUAAAAACUUAGGCCCUUUGAAAAAAGGGCGAGAACUCUAAAAUACGGGUUGGUUUUCUUGUAUUGUAAGAGUGGAAAUUCCUUUGAGAGAAAUCUUUCUUUGAUGAAUGAAUUUUUGCAAGAAUACAUAAAUUGGCCCAGUUGAAGCAAAUGGAUAUCAUUAAAUUGCAUUAAAAUGUGAUUUAAAUUCCUCAAUUUCGAUGUUAGCAGAAACAAAUAGUUGAAACAAAUACAACAAGAGAAAACAUGAUGUAUUGGUGUUAUUAAUUGUGUGGUGAGUGUUAGAACGUACUUCCGAGACAAUGAAACAUUUUAAAACUCGAACUGAGACAACCUUGUACUGGGCAUCCAGCUACGCGUUAUGGCGUUAACCUUUUUGUUUAUCGUAAUAACAAAGAUUAGCUGUAAAAUGCCGGAUCGGUCGGCCACUUAAAUGCUCCACUCUCGUACGAAUGCGUCAUCACUUUCUCUUCAGCAACUAGCUCGUUUAUCUGCCGUGACGCGUCAAACUUGAUUGCGAGAAGCAAUUUGUUUUUGCAGGUUUAGGGUACAGUUCAUGGUCUCCGCUAUGAACUGAAUAUUAUGGUAGCUGCACUCCUGUCAUUACAUUUGAUCAUUUUUUUUCUCUCUCUUUUAUUGUAUUUACAGACAGCUACUGUACCCAGGGUAGGUAUCUGAUCUCUAGCAGAUUAAUGCAUGCUCAAGGUCUUAAGAAACUCCCACAAGCCUGCCGCACAGUGGCUUCACCUGGCUAUUUGACAUCUAACUUUUCUUGGAAAAAUUGAGAAAAAGAAAACGGUGCGCUGUGAGCUGCAAUCACAUGUAUCUAGCGCCUUUUUUUGUCCUUGACUAUUUCUAUGAUAGUCGUACGAUUGUCCUCUGUAAUGCCUGUGUUUCUUAGGUAUAUCUAAAUUUUUAAAUCGAUGUCAGUGAAUUUCCUGUGCAAACCCGCGCAGUUUUAAACGCCAUGAGAUGGACCUUGUUAUGAGUGUAAUUAAUCCUUUCUUUAAUGUCUUUGUCUUGUUUUAGGAACCUGUGAAAGUAUCACCAAAGCCUGGCAAAGUUACAAGAGGACCAGAGUAAGUAGCUACUUUACAUAACGUUUUUUAAGCUAAUAGUCACCGAAGAAUGAGCCGUGUGUCAAAACUGCAGGGUUAAAGACAUUGAAAAGUAAAAAGAAAAGAAACUGAAAAAACGAAAACAAUCCAAGAACACAAAAGACAAGAUAUGUUGGCAAAUUACCUUGCGUGUUUGAUUUUCGCUCUAAAAUUUCCACCAAAAAGGCAAUUUUCCCUUAGUUAAUUCUGGCUUUAUUGAUAUUUCAACUACUUUACUGGCUGUGGCGGGUUCCUUUGUUUUCUUAUUAUCGGCUUUGUAAGCAAUGACAGUGCUUCUUCCGGAUCCAUUUUCUCAAUCGUCCCAAUCUUUCCCAAAAUCAAGGUGAUCGAGUUGAUCAGGAGGAUUACAUCAGGCUUUACUGUGACCUCCAACUCACUACCUUAUAUGGUAACCAGGUUGUAUCGUGACCUACCAUUCACUGCCUUAUAUGGUAACCAGGCUUUACGGUGACCUCUAACUCACUACCUUAUAUGGUAACCAGGUUGUAUCGUGACCUACCAUUCACUGCCUUAUAUGGUAACCAGGCUUUACGGUGACCUCUAACUCACUACCUUAUAUGGUAACCAGGUUGUAUCGUGACCUACCACUCAAUUCCUUAUAUGGUAACCAGGCUUUGUUGUGACCCUACCGCUUACUAUUUUAUAUGGUAACCAGGCUUUUGUGUGAUGGCUUCCACUCAUUGCCUUAUAUGAUAAUAGGGCUUUACUGUGACUUAUCAAUCACUGAGUGCCUGAUAUGGUAACCGGGCCUUGGUGUGACCUUUUCCUGAUAUGAGCAUCACACGCCAUAUUGAUAUGAAUUGUCCUUCUCUAUUGGUUUUCGAAACUGAAAUACCCAUUCUACAUAGCCAAGACAGUACCAAGCAAGUAAAACUCCACGGGGGCACUGUGUUAUAUAUACAUUACAUUGUCAGUGCUUCGUCUAUCCACUUUUUCCGUUCCAUUUUCGGGUUUGUUUAGGAUUGAAUUGACUGACGUGUGAUAUAUCUGGCGAGUAAAACAAUUAGUUCAGGUUUAUUUAAAAUUCUGUCCUAUCAAUGUUAUAACGCUUGUUUGCCGGCACUGCUUUUACCUUUUGAACCUGAUGAAAGCUGUUUGUUUUUGUUAAGUUUUGUAUUUUGGGGACAAACUUUAUUGCGCUAUCAAUUCUGACAAUAAAAUUAAAGCAACCGGAAAUUGAUUUUUUUUUUUUUGCUGCCUAGGAUGCUCUAGCUAAACCGUUAAAUCCUGUUUUGCUUGGUACUAAAUGAAAGGCCUUUCCUGUGGUACUCGAUCCAUUGUUUUGGAUAUGGUACAGUUUGUAGCUUUAAUUUGAUAUCUUUUUGUGCAGCCUAAUAAACGUUGCUUGAGUAUUGCACACACUCAAAAGUUAGAAUCAUCUUGUACUGCAUGAUGGAUAGUGCUAAGAUAUAAAACCGUUUUAUUAGCUUUGGAUAUAUUAUUUAUUAUAUGAUUCAUUUAAAACUCACAAAACCAGGUGUAAUUCCAAUAUGGAAAGAGCGAAAUGUAAGUUCCUUCUCCUCGUGACAGUACAAGUCAGUUCUCUCACUUUCCUGUGCACUUACUGGUUUUGAGAGUGAUAAUUCAGUCCUUUUGAUUUCCUUUUAUUUCACUCGAUUCAUUUUUCUCCUCUUCUUCUCUUUCGUUCUUAGCGCCAAAUCAUCUGUUUGUUCUGUCACGUGACCAGUUAGUGGCCAAUAGGAUGAAGGAAUGAAGAUCAUCAGACUGAGAAGUGAAAUCAUAGCUUUCUAAAUGAACAUAAAACAUGAAUAUAGCGUGCAAAAUAAUCAGCACUUUGAUGGUCACACUAUUAUAUGAACCGUUAUGUGUCUUUCUUUCGUUCAUGAAAAGUCCUCAUAUUGCCAAAGACUUACACAAAUUACAGGCUUGUAAAAGGUGUCAUCUAGGAGGCCAAGAAAUAUUUGGCUAUAUUUCCAUUAUCUUGGGACCACUGAAUGAUAGAAGAAAACAAGCUGUAAGAUUUGUAUAGAUUUUUUUUCAGUUUUUUGGCUUAUCAAUGAGGCGGUUUAAGAUACGUUUGUUUUGUCUUAAAACAAAUGUCAACCUGUAAAAGUAGGAUUGGUGCACGAAAAAGCCAUGAGCUGAUGGCGUUUUUAGAGAUUAUGAAUUGCAGCUGGUACUGCUUUUGUAGUUUUUGUAAAAUUGUAAAUAAUAGGCUGGUCCUUCGUUCCAUUUUCAAAUUGUAAUCGUGAACGGCUUGUUUGUGGUUUUGUCGGUUCGUGCUUUUUGUGUAAAUUAGAUUAUCUAUUAUGCAAAAGUGUCUUGACAAAAUGUCCCAAAAAUUCCAUUUUAAAAAGUGGUAAUAUAUGAUUUUAAUAAUUGAGACCACUCAGACUUAAAAUAUUGGCCUUCUUUAAUUUAAGUAGCUCUGGUCUCAAGAUCAUCUCGAAGCUCCUUGAGGAAACAAAAAUAUGUCAUUAUUAAACACCGUAGAGGUUCAGGUAUCAUACUUUAUUCAUGUAGUGGUAGAUUAUUAAAUGAAAUCUUUUUGUAGAGGAAUCAUUGUAAAUUUUUUAACAUUUUCCACGUUGACGAUGAAAAUAUUAAACUGGGUUCCUAAAUUUCCACGUUUGGAACUAGGAUUUGUUUCUUCACUCCAUCAUAUUCUUUAAAAAAUUUAAAGAACAAUUAAGUGUGUGUAUUGAUUUUAUUGAGUGCAUCAGCAGUGUGAUACUCAACCUUGAUGAUCACUGCUGGAAUUGUAGCUGUUGUCCCGCUGUUUUUAAGACUACGCUCCUCCGUUUUAGCCCAUGCAGGCAUCGAUCGGAUGAUCUUUGAGUGCCGCUUCAUCUUGUUAGGCCCCACUGCUCUUCCUCUAGAUAACCACUAGCCGUCUGACUUUUGUCUCUUUGUUUUUUACUAUCGUAUGAAUGCAUCUCGAAAUAGGCCCUUGCAGGCGCUGCCUGUCAAAUUAUCACUUUUCAUUUGCCAAAAAAGGGCAAACGAAAAAUGUCCCUUUCCCUUUUGAGUGACGUCUUGUUACAACAUUGAUUAGUUGUCUUGAGGGAAAGUGGGGAUGAAGCUUGACUUUGUCUGAACCAUAGGAUUAUCAGUAAGUCUUUUCUAGGGUAGUUAGCGAGGUGUUGGAAAAUCAGGCCCGAGUUGUGUUAAUUUAGGACAGCAUUAAUGAUUAUCCACCAGAUAAGUUUCUGUCCGGUAAAUAAGUAUGAUGGAAACCAGUUUAAUACUGAUUUAAUGAGUGGUUUUGAACAACUGGAGUCUGCUUGGUAUCGUAAAGUUUCUGGCCCUUCGGUCAUAUGUAAUUUUAGAAAAAUAUGAGGAGGAGCCUGGGCCUAACCCUCGUUAUAAAUACCAUACCAUAACAUAACAUACCAUACCGUACCGUACCAUACCGUACCGUACCAUACCAUUCCAUACCGUACCGUACCAUACCGUACCGUACCGUACCGUACCAUACCAUACCGUACCAUACCAUACCGUACCGUAUCGCACCGUACCAUAUCUUAUCCUCCACCCAACAACCAGGCCAAGCCAGUUAUUCGAAGGCCGGUUAGCGCUAACCCAGGGUUAAAUUAUAAUCCGGAUUUUAUUUUCUUUUAUUCAAAAGCAUCUUUUUCUUUUAGAGAAAAAGAAUUUCACUGAAUUUGCCUUUCAAGCCUUCAUAUCUGAUGUCAAAUUUCAUCAUAACCUCAACCCAGCUUUGAACAACCCGGCCCUCAGUGCUCCAGCUGUGGUGUGCGCGAAGGAGCAAACGCGGAUUAAACGGCGCGUUAUCCAGCUUUCUGUAAAUUCUACCAGUAGAGCUUAUCCAAGCCUAACCUUUAUCAAUAUUGUUUAACUUUUGUUUCUUUUCUUUGCUGUUAAUUCAGCACUCAGAUGGAAACUAUCAGUUUGGAAGUAUUAAAACUGGAGAAACAGAUGGCUGAAAAACAGGUAUCUUAAUAUUUUUGAAAGCUGAUUUAUGAUAUUCUUCGUUAAUAAUUGGUGAGACACAAGGACUACCCUGUCCUAUCAGUCAAAAUCAAUCCGUCAAUCAUUUAUUUUGUAUUAACAACUGCAUCGCUAAAAUGGAGGUUGGGUGCCUGAAGUAAAAGCCAGCCCCUUUGUUGCCCCCAUAAAACCAUGAGCCCCCCACACCAAAGGAAAGGAACAGGCAACACUGACAAACAUCAGUGGAGGAAAACCCAACAAGCCUAAAAAUGGGCGACAAACCCAUAUAACGCGCCAAGGAAUCAAUAUUUACCGGGCAUAUUUACCUACCUCUUAGUUGUUAACUCCUUUAAAUUGCAUUUAAAUUCAUAAAAUUCGUUUAUAAACGGAAUGUGUAUAACUAAAAUAUAUAAUAUUUACGUAUUUAUCUACCUAGAGUAUAUGUUGUCCUAUUUACAAACAAACCUAUCCAUAUCAAAGGCUGCACAAUACAAAAAUCAUAAAUAUUUCCAAAAAUUAUAUUUACGAAAUUUGUUUUUAAGAUUAAUUAUUUCUAUUCCAUCGCCAGAAGCUCUUCAAAAUAGAUUCCUCAUAGAAUUUCGAUAGACUGCGUUAAAACUGUGAAAGGUUUGAACCCAGGAGUCAUUUUAUUUGUAGGUUGAGUAUGAUCGUCCGAGGGUUGCAGUCCAAUACACUCGCACUGUAACGGUCCGUAUUAUUCAUGUUACGAUCCCUACGCAUCGUAUGAACUGAAAAAAACUUCAUACAGCCUGUAAAGGGGGGGUUACCGUCCGUAACUUGCAUCUCAUCAGUGGGGCUUAGAAUAUUUAUAUUAUUGGUUGUCUGACAAUUUAGCCGUGAUUUUAUUGGCUAUGAACACUCAUAAUGUCAUUGGUGCGUUUCGAUCCGUCUAUUGUAAACAGUCGUUUAUUGUUAGUCAAAUUGUCGGUUGUCCAGUCAUUCUCUAGUAGUUAGUUUUGCUUGAGUCCUUCAAAAUAAGUCGUUUGUACGGUGCCGGUAACUGUUGACUACAGCGCGGACUUUGUUCUACGAAACAUUCACAGUGAGCUUUGUAUGGCUAUAUUGAUGUCGAUACUAGUUUUGUUAAGAGUUUAAGUCACGGUCUUACUUGACGAUCCCAAUCUAGUGAUACAAAGUACUUGGAAACGCCCUUUUGUAAAUCAGUUACUUAUUAAUCCUUGUGACUUUCUCAACAUCAAGAUUUUUAAGACCAGAAUGACUUAUGUUAGCAAAUGUUUUUGACCCCGGUAAACCGUGUUCAUAGAGACUACCAGCCUACUUACAUCGGUGAAACCGGCAGAAACGUUAGUGCGCGACUGACUGAACACAAACGAGCGACAAAAAUGGUGACGUCAACAACACAUCACUGAACACCUUUUACACACGAAACGUCAAAUCGACUGGGAUUCUGCCACAUGUAUUACGUAUUCUACAGACUACUAUCAAUGACUCACUUUAGAAAGUUGGUUUACUAACUUUGAAUAAAGGCCACUGAAUCAUGGUCAACAGUUACCGGCACCGUACAAACGACUUAUUGACUACGAGAUAAUGCCUGGACAACCGACAAUUUUACUAACAAUAAACGACUGUUAAACUGUGAAAAUAGACUGAUCGAAAAGCACCAAUGACAUUACGAGUCUUCAUAGCCAAUAACGUCACGGCUAAACUGACAGACGACCAAUAACAUCGCGACUUAAUUUACCAAUCAGAUCAAUAACCCGAGUAUAAUACCAUCAACUGACGUGAUACAACUCACUUUGACUCUGAAGAUGACUACCGCACAGGUUGUCGAAACGUCAGUUACUGUCAACAACAACAGUCCUAUUCAGGACUACGUUCACCCGGACGAUCAUACUCAACCUACGUAGAUUGCGUUAGUUGUUCACAAGACCUUAUAAAAUUUGGUCUAAACCGAGUUCUUGUAAAUGGUAUUGUGAAGAAACUAUAGAAAAAAAUCCUCGUUUGUUUGAAGUGACAUUUUGUUCCUGACGUAAGCAGAAGUAAAGUUUGUUUUUGAUCAUAAUCCUUUACUGACGUAUAACGUCUGGACUUUGACCUUUUUGUUCCAUCAAUUGUAAGGGGACGCAGAAAAUACCACACUGCUGUUGGAAAAAAAUUAGGGGACGUAUCACACCCUGAUAUUGUGGCCGGCCGGUCGGUCAGGCUGUUCACAAAAUCAACGGUGGGGGAGGGUGAGUUCACAGAUGAUCUGGGUCUUCAUUGUUGACGUCCCUGCUGUAAAGUAGACUCUUUGUUGUUUGCUUAUUCAUCUUUUUAUGGGAUAACCAAGUUUAUUUAAAUGUUGUUGUUGUUUUUGUUUUCAUUGUGUAUAGAUAGCUGUUCAAAAGUCCAAAGGUGAAGUUCCCUCUCCAGCCCUCCUACAACGCUGUAAACUGUGCCAGCAGAAGAUAGUCGAGGUGGAGAAAACUUUGUCAGGCGCUGACAGAAAUGUGUUGCUGAGUUAGUAAAACCUUGUUAGUGUUUAUAUCAACUGAACUGAUAAAACGCGGGAAGGACUAUGGCAAAGUGAUCAAAAUCCUGCCGCUCUUUCUCUGUAGCCAGACGUGUCUCUCGCUAUGUAUUUUUGCGCAAAGGACGGUAGGAAGAUGAAUGUUGUCCACCCCCCUCCCAUGAUGACUUGCUAUGUUCAAACUGAUUGCCUAAUAACUUUACUGAUGGCCGGACAGGAUCACCGGGGUACUCCAGUAACUUUGAGCUGCAUUUGAUAAUCAAAUGAUCUUUAAAACUAAUGAGCUCAUCUUUUAUUACCUCUAGAUUAUAUUCACCAACUUCAAAAUAAAAUUCCUCAAGAGCAUACUAAAGCCCAAUUAGCACUCAGAUCUGGAAAUAAAAGUGAGGCCCAGCUUUGCUUAACCAAGAGGAAGUUAAUGGAAAACGAGGUAAAAUUCGUUGAUUGCAAGAAUUGACUUUGACAACUUUCGUUCAUAUGGAAGAAUUUUAGAUGAUUCGUUUUCGGACUUUGGUCACAGUCGCAGUCAACCCUUACCUUUAUUUUGGGAAACGCGGAAGUCAGUGGCGGGUAAACUUUCAUGGAAGAAAAAUAUCAUUGGUAACCUGUAUGUUUAUAGUGCAAUAAUUUAAGUUCCCAAUUCUCUACGAUGAUCGCAAACGGCAGGUUCUUUUGACAGAUAAUCGCUAUGAUCGUUAUGUUUUCUCUAUUUUUCAGGUUUCAUCUAUCAAGUCGCAACUUGGGAUACGCUAGGAUUUUCUGACUAUUACUAAAUUUGCUACAAAACUUUAAUUCCUCGGUUUCGUUCUUCCUCGGGCUGUCAAAAUUUCCUAGACCGCGCCGGGUGCAGACUACUGACACUAGAGACAGUAAACAAUUGAAUCGCAAUCAAGUUUGUAUCGGCUGUCACCUGACUCGUCCCCAGUCUAUUUGGAUGUGCGAAUUGCAGGCGAAUGACGGAACGCGUAGUCCUGCGUAGCUGGCGGUUUUGUUUGUCGAGCAGGAAUGGGGCUGAAACAACGAGAAGCCUUUUUGGGUAGUCCAUUCGCCGGUGGCGUACGGACCAUUUUAAUUGGAUUCUAAAUACGUAAAUCAUACAUUUUGCUAAUUUCCCAAGGGGGAAACUCAAAGGGACUGACGCUGGGUAACCGUG